This is a messenger RNA of Sesamum indicum (sesame), 2218 nucleotides long. RefSeq names its product heat shock transcription factor A4A. Gene Ontology annotation, cellular component: nucleus. NCBI's taxonomy places the organism in Eukaryota, Viridiplantae, Streptophyta, Magnoliopsida, Lamiales, Pedaliaceae. The record is from RefSeq and is a predicted model, not a curated record. Gene Ontology annotation, molecular function: RNA polymerase II cis-regulatory region sequence-specific DNA binding; DNA-binding transcription factor activity. Gene Ontology annotation, biological process: cellular response to heat; regulation of transcription by RNA polymerase II.
UUCUGCAUACAUGUGGUGUAGAUGAUCGUUUACCAAUGAAAGAAAGAUUUGUGGAUGGCCUCUCAAUAGUUCACAGUUGUGAAAACCCUAGAAAACCCCACCCUGUCUCCACCUCGAUUUGUGGAAAUUCCAUUGAUCCAACAUAUAAUCAGACCCAACCGCAUAAGUAAACGAACCGACCGUUGAGCUUUCGAAAGUCUUAGCUGCAACUGUAUUCUUUCUCUGUCAGUGCAGGGAAUUGGUGCUGAGAGGGUUUGAAUUGGUUGGCUUGGAACUUCAACCCGUUUGAGUUUCGAGAAGGAUUGAAGGUGGAAAAAGUUGCGUAAUUUUGAUCUUUGUUAAUUGGAACUAGUUCAUUUGGAAGGGACUGCGUGUGGAAGAUGUAUUGGAUUUGACAAAAUUGUAAAAGAAAAAUAAAGGUGGGAUCUUUUAUUCGUCACUGGAACUUCUUGCUGUUUUGUUGAUAUGGGAACUACAUAGGUGAGGUGGACCAUUCCAUUGUUUGACUUUAACUGUGAUAAUACACAAGGAGCUUCGAAAUUUUCUUGUUAUGAUGAGCACAAAGAAAGUAAUUUGAUGAUUUAGGGAACUUCAUGGAAAUCUAUAAGUGCAGAGGCUGACUAAAGAUUAAAGGGUUUGCCAGUUUGUGAUUUCUGCUUGAGGGUCUUCUGCCUGAGGUGAAUAUUAGGGCCCCUGUGAUUGUGAAAUAAAUUAAUGAUGGAUGAAGCUCCAUGCAGCUCCAACUCAUUGCCUCCUUUUCUUGCCAAGACUUAUGAGAUGGUGGAUGAUCCAUCGUCUGACUCUGUUGUAUCUUGGAGUCAGAACAAUAGAAGUUUCAUUGUGUGGAAUCCUCCAGAAUUUUCAAGGGACCUUCUGCCAAGAUUCUUUAAGCAUAACAAUUUUUCCAGCUUUAUCAGGCAGUUGAAUACUUAUGGUUUCAGAAAAGUUGAUCCUGAACAGUGGGAAUUUGCAAAUGAAGAUUUUGUUAGAGGUCAGCCCCACCUUUUGAAGAAUAUCCAUAGACGCAAGCCUGUACACAGUCACUCUACACCCAACCUGGCCUCAUUACCUGCCCUAACUGAAUUUGAAAGGAAAGGAUAUAAGGAUGAUAUCGAGAAACUAAAGUCUGAUAAAGAAUCACUUCAGGCGGAACUACAGAGACACAAGGAGGAGCAACAAGGUUUGAAAGUGCAGAUGAAGGCUUUGACUGAACGCGUGCAAAAUGUGGAACACCGACAUGCAAAUAUGCUAUCCUCCUUGGCCAAGACAGUACACCAACCAUCUAUUUCCUUGGACCUCAUGCCACAAGUUGAAGUUCAUGACAGGAAGAGAAGAUUUCCUGGAAAUAGUUACUUAGGUGAUGAAACCAGCACGGAAGAUAACCAGAGGGCUGCUUCUCAAAUUACAACAAUUGAAGAUUUAGAUGCUAAUUUACUUUUGACUUUGAAUAAGGAAUUGUUGGAGCAGCUAGAGUCUUCUCUAACGUUUUGGGAGAAAAUAGCAUUUGAGAUUGGUGAAGGUUUGGUGCAACCCCCUAAUUCAUCCUUGGAGCUGGUUGAAUCUACAAGUUGUGCACCCAGUCCCAGCAUGUGUUGCGCCCAACUGAACAUUGAUGUUGGGAGCAAGGCUUCUGGGGUUGACAUGAAUUCUGAUCCAAAAACUGCUCCUCUUGAUGUUGGGAGCAAGACUUCUGGGAUCGACGUGAAUUGUGAACCAAUUACUGCUUUGGCUCCGGAGGUGCAAUCUCCUCCUGAAGAACAGGCAGUGGCCACAGGAAACAAUGUGCGAACAGGGGUCAAUGAUGUAUUCUGGGAACAGUUUCUUACUGAAAAUCCUGGUGUGAAUGAGUCUUCUGAAUUUCAGUCAGAGAGGAAAGAUUCACAAGACAAGAAAAAUGAAAACAUACCAGGUGAUCAUGGGAUAUAUUGGUGGAAUAUGAGGAGAGUAAAUAACCUCGCCGAACAGUUGGGACAUCUUACUCCAGCAGAGAGAACUUGAUACAUGUAGGUUAAUAUUAUUCUUUCUGAGUGCAUGCACUUUUUGAUGUCUAAUGCUUUGGUUGUAAAUUUGGAUGUGAGUUGUUUUGGUCUGGCAGUAGAUAGACAUUUGGUAUAUAUACUCCACUUGUUGCACAUAUUAUAGAUAUUGCCUUGAGGAACUUUUCACUUUGUACACAUUAUUAUGGUUAACUAGAGGAGUGUCAUCUCGACUUGACUUU